GUGCCAAAGGAAGAUAUAAAUGGAGUUCAAUGCAGAUAUUAACCAGCGAAUUGCAACAAUCUCAGCUCAUCUCCGACCUUCAACUCCGCAGAUGGAGGAAAGUUUCGGUGUAGCUCGUGGUGAUUGCCGGUCAAAAGGAGGAGCUCCAGGGUUCAAGGUUGCUAUCUUGGGUGCUGCUGGAGGCAUUGGCCAACCCCUGGCAAUGUUAAUGAAAAUGAAUCCUCUGGUCUCAGUUCUUCAUCUCUAUGAUGUUGUUAACUCUCCUGGUGUCACUGCUGAUCUUGGUCACAUGGAUACUGGCGCUGUGGUAAGGGGAUUUCUGGGGCAGCCACAGCUAGAGAGUGCUCUCACAGGAAUGGAUCUUGUGAUUAUACCUGCUGGUGUGCCAAGGAAGCCUGGAAUGACAAGAGAUGAUCUUUUCAACAUCAAUGCUGGCAUUGUCAGGACACUUUGUGAGGGAAUUGCCAAGUGCUGCCCUAAUGCCAUCGUUAACUUGAUAAGUAAUCCGGUGAAUUCUACUGUUCCGAUAGCAGCAGAGGUUUUUAAGAAUGCUGGCACGUACGAUCCCAAGCGGCUGCUAGGAGUUACAACUCUUGAUGUUGUGAGAGCAAACACUUUUGUGGCAGAAGUUCUUGGACUGGAUCCAAGGGAAGUUGAUGUUCCAGUGGUUGGAGGCCAUUCUGGAGUCACCAUUUUGCCUCUUCUAUCUCAGGUUAAGCCUCCUUGCACCUUCACUCCAGAAGAAAUUGAUUACCUGACAAACCGGAUUCAAAAUGGCGGAACAGAAGUUGUCGAGGCAAAAGCUGGAGCUGGAUCUGCUACACUAUCAAUGGCAUAUGCUGCUGUUAAAUUUGCAGAUGCUUGUCUUCGCGGAAUGAGAGGAGAUGCUGGAAUUGUGGAAUGUGCAUUUGUGGCUUCCCAGGUGACCGAAUUGCCUUUCUUUGCGUCAAAGGUACAUCUUGGUCGAACUGGAGCUGAAGAAGUCUAUCAACUCGGACCGCUAAAUGAAUACGAGAGGAUUGGUCUGGAGAAAGCAAAGAAAGAGUUAGCAGGGAGCAUUCAGAAGGGAAUCACAUUUAUCAAGAAAUGAUUUGAUGUCUUCACCAUCGAGUCCUUCUACACGUCUCUUGGAGGGCUUUGUAUAUCAUGUAUUUCGCAAGUAGCAGUUUCAUGUUGCGUCUAAAACUAAAAAAUCUGUGAGAAACCAUUCCCUCAAACUGAUGUAAAAUGACCGCAAAAUCAUAUUUUGAUUUCUUAAAUGGACACAUAUCUUAUAUA
Carica papaya (papaya) is the source of this 1278-nucleotide messenger RNA. It is a transcript of the gene PMDH2, whose product is annotated as peroxisomal NAD-malate dehydrogenase 2. Gene Ontology annotation, cellular component: chloroplast; cytoplasm. Gene Ontology annotation, molecular function: L-malate dehydrogenase (NAD+) activity. The record is from RefSeq and is a predicted model, not a curated record. NCBI's taxonomy places the organism in Eukaryota, Viridiplantae, Streptophyta, Magnoliopsida, Brassicales, Caricaceae. Gene Ontology annotation, biological process: malate metabolic process; tricarboxylic acid cycle.